GCUGGGCCAAACACGAAGGGAGAUGAGGGAGCACUGGGGAAGGAGGUGGGAUUAGAAGCAGUAGAAUAAGAUGAGGAGUGGAAAGCUGUAUUUCCAUAGAAAUCUUCAAAGGAGGCAAGUCUUUCUAGUUUACAGAACCGACUUCAGACAACAGACAGACUCUCAGUUCUGUCGAUUAAUGCAUGUCAGGCAGAGAUGUUUUCUUCUGCGUGUUUCAGGGUGUGGCUCUUCAGCAGCAGCAGCAGCAGCAGCACACCCACUUAUCAUGCCACAUCACAUUUCAGUUAACUCUUUCCAUAAUAAGAUGAUACUGGUGUGGCAUUUGUAAACACAGCAAACCCUGUUGGAAGUUGGUGGGUGGUUACGCUGGUUCUGUUUCAGUAGGUAUAUCCCAGACAAACAAAGCCUGUUGCUGUGGAGAGGAUUCAGGCUUUGGCCUGAGGUGUGCUCUAGGUGAACCCUUGGGCCGAGAGUUGUCCAGAACCGUCUUCUUGAUUGUUUGAAGAUACCAGAUUACAGAAUCACUUGGGAUUUGAUAACAUUCAUACACAUUAUUUUCUCAGCAGCGUCCUUGUGAAUGGAUAUCACCUGAAUCUUCUUCCAAGAGCUUAAAUUGCAUGUAAAGUUGCCUUAAAGAUGAGUGGCUCCAAACCCGACAUCCUGUGGGCCCCACACCACGUGGACCGGUUCGUUGUGUGCGAUUCGGAGCUGAGUCUUUACCACAUUGACGCUGCUGUCAGCUCCGAGCUCAAGGCGGGGUCCUUGCGCUUAUCAGAAGAGACCACAGCUACCCUGUUGUCCAUCAAUUCAGAGACUCCAUAUAUGAAAUGUGUGGCUUGGUACCCAAAGUACGAUCCCGAGUGUCUCCUUGCUGUUGGACAGGCCAAUGGUCGAGUGGUGCUGACGAGCCUCGGUCAGGAUCACAACUCAAAAUCUAAAGACUUGAUAGGCAAAGAGUUUGUUCCCAAACACGCCCGGCAGUGCAAUACCCUUGCAUGGAACCCACUGGAUAGCAAUUGGCUUGCUGCUGGGUUAGAUAAACAUCGGGCUGAUUUCUCAGUGUUGAUCUGGGAUAUCAGCAGCAAAUACGCCCCGGAGACUGCAGUUGCUGCAGAGAAAGUCAGGCUUUCAGCAGGAGAGCCGGAAGCGGGACUGGUAGUAACAAAGCCACUGUACGAAUUGGGACAGAACGAUGCUUGUCUCUCUCUUUGUUGGCUUCCACGGGAUCAGAAGCUUCUUUUAGCUGGAAUGCAUCGAAAUCUGGCAAUCUUUGAUCUGAGGAACACAAGCCAAAAAAUAUUUGUAAACACCAAGGCUGUCCAAGGAGUGACUGUUGAUCCCUAUUUCCACGAUCGUGUAGCUUCCUUCUAUGAAGGUCAGGUUGCCAUAUGGGAUUUAAGAAAGUUUGAAAAGCCAGUUUUGACCUUGACAGAGCAACCAAAACCCUUAACGAAAGUUGCAUGGUGUCCAACAAGAACUGGACUGUUAGCUACUUUGACAAGGGAUAGUAAUAUCAUUAGACUGUAUGACAUGCAACAUACUCCCACCCCCAUUGGUGAUGAAACUGAGCCAACAAUAAUUGAAAGAAGUGUCCAACCAUGUGAAAACUACAUUGCUUCAUUUGCCUGGCAUCCUACAAAUCAAAAUCGAAUGGUGGUAGUGACUCCAAACAGGACUAUGUCUGACUUCACAGUUUUUGAAAGAAUUUCUCUGGCAUGGAGUCCAGUGACAUCCUUAAUGUGGGCUUGUGGACGACAUUUAUAUGAAUGUACAGAGGAAGGAAAGGCUAGUUCCUUGGAAAAAGACAUAGCUACCAAAAUGCGGCUCAGAGCUCUGUCAAGGUAUGGUCUGGAUACUGAACAAGUUUGGAGAAAUCACCUCCUAGCUGGAAAUGAAGAUCCUCAGCUGAAAUCGCUUUGGUACACUCUGCAUUUUAUGAAGCAGUAUACUGAAGAUAUGGAUCAAAAACUUACAGGAAACAAGGGUCCCUUAGUUUAUGCUGGCAUUAAAUCAAUUGUGAAGUCAUCUUUGGGAACAACAGAGAACCUCAGGCACAGCAGAAGUGGAUCCGAUAGGCAGGCAGAUAUUAUUCAGUAUCUGAGUGAGGAGCGAUCAUUGGCUUUGCAGCUCUGUGGGUGGAUAAAGAAGGGAACAGACUUAGAUGUGGAACCUUUUUUAAAUUCAUUGGAACAGGAAGGAGACUGGGAGCGAGCUGCUGCUGUAGCACUUUUCAACUUGGACAUACGGCGAGCAAUACAAAUUCUAAAUAAAGGGGCUUCCUCGGGGAAAGGUGAUUUGAACCUUAAUGUAGUAGCAAUGGCUCUGUCAGGCUACACAGAUGAGAAGAACUCACUUUGGAGAGAAAUGUGCAGUACUCUAAGACUGCAGCUGAACAACCCCUACUUGUGUGCCAUGUUUGCUUUCCUGACAAGUGAGUCUGGUUCAUAUGAUGGUGUUUUGUAUGAAAAUAAUGUAGCCGUAAGAGACCGAGUGGCAUUUGCUUGCAAGUUCCUCAAUGAUGCUCAACUGAACAGGUUUAUUGAAAAGCUGACAAAUGAAAUGAAAGAUGCUGGGAAUUUGGAGGGAAUACUGUUAACGGGGUUGACAAAAGAUGGAGUGGACUUGAUGGAAAGUUAUGUUGACAGAACUGGAGAUGUCCAGACAGCAAGCUACUGUAUGCUACAGGGUUCUCCAUCAGAUGUACUUAAGGAUGAGAGGGUUCAGUACUGGAUUGAGAACUACAGGAAUCUUUUAGAUGCUUGGAGGUUUUGGCAUAAACGUGCAGAAUUUGAUAUCCACAGGAGUAAGCUGGACCCCAGUUCAAAACCUUUAGCCCAGGUGUUUGUGAGUUGCAAUUUCUGUGGAAAAUCAAUCUCUUACAGCUGUUCAGCUAUUCCUCAUCAGGGGAGAGGUUUUAGUCAAUACGGAGUUAGUGGUUCACCAACUAAAUCCAAAGUUACCAGCUGUCCUGGUUGCCGUAAACCCCUUCCUCGCUGUGCACUUUGCUUGAUAAAUAUGGGAACACCAGUUUCCAGCUGUCCAGGAGGAUCCAAGUCAGAUGAAAAAGUGGAUCUUAGCAAAGACAAGAAGUUAGCCCAGUUCAACAACUGGUUUACUUGGUGUCACAACUGUAGGCAUGGUGGACACGCUGGCCAUAUGCUUAGCUGGUUCAGGGAUCAUACUGAGUGCCCGGUUUCUUCCUGCUCAUGUAAGUGUAUGCAGCUGGAUACAACAGGGAAUCUCAUUCCAGCAGAGACUGUCCAGGCAUAAAUACUGUUUGAUAAUGUGGGGCUCUCUAAUGGAUGUCCAUCAUAGUCCAACCAUGUAUUUCAGACAAAGGUCUUUUGUGACUUACUGUGAAAAAAUAAAUUGCUAUCAGAUGAGUACAAUGAUGUGUGUAUGACUGUGCUUGGUAGAAACAAGUGUUCCUAAAUUGAGCCCCUGGGUACAGUGUGUGGUCCUUCUUCAGAGAACUGAAGUAAGUACAGAAGCACUCAUGGGAUCAUGGACUCUUUGCUAAAACAUUUAAUAAAAGUAUUCAGGGUAAUGCUGGUUGGCCUUUUUGUUUUUCAAACAAAGCAGUGUUUCUAAGCUCUGUUUACUGAAAUGGGCCUUCAAAAUAAAGACCUGAAAAGUCGUCUUCAGAAGAUUACAGUGAUGCUGUGGAUUCCUCCAUUCAUUGCUUCAUCACACUUUCUUGUAUGCAGACAUUUCCUUCUAAGUUAAUUCAAAGUGCCACUAUUAAUUGUAUUCUCAAGAUUUUUAUUUUAAAGAAAAUUCCAUUUCUUUUUGUUUCAGUUUUGUUAAUAGUAAAGUAGUAUCUUUUGCAAUUUAAGCUCUUACUUAAUUUACCUACAUAUGUAGCAGAUGUGAAUUUUAAUGUUAAAGAAUUUGGGGAUUUUGUCUCCUAGAAAAGGCUAUAAUCCUAGAGAAGUUCCCAAAAAAGUAAUGAGUCAGUUCCAGUGCAGAGUGCAGGUAAACUCUAGGAGAUUUUGUUUGAGUAAUUUUUAAUAUAGUACUGUGACGAUCUAAAAUUGCAAGGUGUGGAGACUUGUAAAUACUCGUUUUAAACUACGUACUGAGUUUUGACUACAAAAAUAUUUGAAGACUUUUGGUUAAUCAGUAUUUUUCUGUACUUCUGAAAACAUACUGGAAAGUGUGAAAUUGACCAAUAGAAAUCCUGCUUCUGGUCACUAGUGGCUACCAGUGUGCUCCCAGAAGGCUGCAGUUUCAGAAGUAGUUCUAGAAAUGUUAUCAGCUGGAACUAAAAAUAUUUAUUGAGAGUCAAUGGUAUUUUGCUCAUACCAUUGCUAGAUGCUAAUCAGUAUUGUUGUCUUUGAUUUGUAGGCAACAGAAUUCACACAAAUUAGGGAAAAAAACCCACCUGUUUUAAGGUAUGUGAUAGUAACAUCAGUUUACUUGGUGUAUAUUUAUUUACUAGUAGAACAGUGUAUGAAUUACUUCACAUGUGCGUGCUAUGAAAUACUUAAUGGAAUGCUUGAAAUAAACUGGUAACAUAUUGCCAGGAUGGUGAAAACUGAUGUUUUAAAAGAGACUAUAUUGUAAUAUACCACUAGUUUUAAGUACUCUAGUGUAGUUGCAACAAGAUAGAACGUGGAAGUGUUUUCUGUAGAUGUACAUGAUUACAUUCAGGACUUUUGGUUACAUUUUCUGAUUUAGCAUUAAUGUAUCUGCUGCAUUCAUUCUGAUCUAAAUUUCUUGCCUUAUUGACAAAAGUUGAAAAUCUAAGAGGUACUUGAUAUUUGUAGGCAUGAAAGAGUGGUUACUUUUUUUCUUGUUCGACUAUUUAUUUUUCUUUCCAGUAUUUUUGCACACUUUAUGUUGCUGUUGAAGAGCUCUUCAAAAUGUUCCCCCAGAUGUAAACUGGGGUUUGAUUUAUGAUACCCUAUUUAUAUAAAUACAGGCAAUAAAUCCUCAUUUCCAUAAAAUGAAA
This is a messenger RNA of Apus apus (common swift), 4954 nucleotides long. It is a transcript of the gene MIOS, whose product is annotated as meiosis regulator for oocyte development. Gene Ontology annotation, biological process: cellular response to amino acid starvation; positive regulation of TORC1 signaling. Gene Ontology annotation, cellular component: cytoplasm. Bases 637 to 3270 code for a protein of 877 amino acids. The transcript has 10 exons. The record is from RefSeq and is a predicted model, not a curated record. Gene Ontology annotation, molecular function: protein binding. Lineage: Eukaryota; Metazoa; Chordata; Aves; Apodiformes; Apodidae.